AAUGAGCUAGAGUUAUAAGCCUUUGCUCAUUUUCUCAUAAAACUUUUGUAUUGAAAUUCUCAAUGACAGAUCAAUUUAUUACAUCCUUAUUUGUGCUUUUGAGUUCCUUGGGAUGCAGUAUUGCAUCAUCAACAUCAAUUUAGAGUCCAUAGAUAAUUAAGAAUUGUCAGAGAUUCAAUGCUACAUGACCUGUUAGAUUUUGUAGAAGAAAGAGCAAUCUAUACAUGACAAAGUCUGAUUAUUUUAGUGCAGUGCACUGGAAAAACUGGUCAGAUUGUGUUUUCCUUUUAAAAGUAAAUGUUGGAGAAGCUGAAACCAUGAUGAGUGUGAAGUGUAAAUUUUUUUUUAUUGAGUUGGAAUUCACAUAACAUAAAAUUAACCAUUUUACUAGGAACAGUUCAUUGGAAUUUAUCACAGUGAUGUGCAGUGAUCUCCAUCUAGUUCCAAACAUGUCCAAGAUAAUAUUAAAAGAAAGGUAACUUGUAAAACUAAGAAGAAAAUCAUUGUAUAUAACUAAUGAUUUUACUCAUGGGGAGUGAGAAAAUAAUAGUUUCUCUCAAAGUAAUCAGAUUAUAAACAUGGGAUUUAAUAAAAAAAAAUCAUGUCUGUAUAAAAUUCUCACAUCCUCAUCUUUGAGAUCCUUUACUGUCUCCUGAACUGCAGCUGAAGAUCAAAGGACCUAAACUUAUAAAGAACAAAAUGUGCCAGAGUAAAUAGAUCAUUUGUUACAAAAUGAGGACACAGUCCCAGAGUCGGUAUCAGACAUUCAAUACAGCUUCUCACAACAUGAUUCUUACAAGUAAGUCAAACUAUCUUUACUGAAAUAAUUUUCACUGGGUAAAAAUAAAGGAGAAUCAGAGUCUUGAUUCACCCUCAAAGUGGGGAGAAAAAUACCUGCCCAGUAAAGUGAAACGGGUUUCAUCUUAGCCUGUUUAGCAUUAUGAGUAAAAUAGAAGAACAUUGGCAAGCCCAUGAAUUUGGUUUUCCCUGAGAGAACUUUUCUGUUUAGGUGAAGAGAGAACUGCAGGAAAAACAGUUCAAUAUUGGGUUAUUCCUAACUUUCCAUCUCGUAAAAUGAUCUAUACAAAACAUAAGAUUAUGUAGCCUAACUUGACUUGAAGUAGCAGAGGAAUUUGAGUGUUUUCUAUUGGAUGAUAUAAUAAGGGGCUGCCCUCAUGGCUCAGCAGGUAAAGAAUCUGCCUGCAGUGCAGGAGACAUGGGAGAUGCAGGUUUGAUCCCUGGGUCAAGAAGAUCCCCUGGAGAAGGAAAUGGCAAUCCACUCUAGUAUUCUUGCCUGAAAAAUACCAUGGCAGUUGAGAGUUAAUAUAGUUGGGGUAACAAAGUUUCCCUGGAUGAAAAUAAAUUCAUAAAAGCCAUAUUUGGAAAUAGUUAUAAAUUUGAUAAGCAUGUAUCUGAACUGAUCAUUAGAAGAUGUGAACAAAUAGAGUGGAGUAUAGAGGGCAUUUUGAAUAGAUAGAUGGACAUGAAAAAAGUCUACCAAUUUAUUAGAGGUGCCAUGAUCUGUGUAAUUGAAUUACAAUUAAAAAUAAAACCAAACAAAACAUGUGUAUUGAAUGGCUAGCAUAGCUCUAGUAUGCGACAGCCAGAUACUAAUAGCCCUGGCCUUUAGAGAAAUUGCAUUUUUCCCCAUCCAUCCUAUAUAUGUCACAUAAUUAAGUAGUAACACCUGGGAAGAUGUACCCCAACAAAAAUAAAGUUAAAGAAUGAUGUAUCUUUGACUUGGGACCAUGAAGGAGUUCCAUGGAGGGGCUGAGAUGUGAGCUGGGGGAAGAUUUUCAAAUGGAUGGGAAGAAGCUAACAGAUCCACUUGAGUACUUGGUCCUCUCAUAAGAAGCAGCAAGUUUUAGGGAUCCUUUUAAGUCCUGAAGCUUUCUUGUGAAAAUCGUGAUUAAUUCAUUAGCAAUGAAUAAAUCAUUAUAAUUUAUACAUAGUCAUCCUCAAAGAUUGCAAUCCAAAAAAUGAAAUCACUGCUAUCAUCAUGGUAUUAGAUAUCACAAAGUAAAUUCUAUGUUUUGGCCAUAAACUUACAGAGCAAGGGUCGUCUUUUUCAGAGAUAAACAUUUUCAUUGGGAAAUAACCAAUACACCAAAAAAAAAAGUAAAAGAGAAAGUAAGUUUAUGUAAUAUGGUCAUCCUCUUUCAUCUGCUGGAAGUAUGCUAAAUAUUUCUGAUAAUAAAAUAAAUAAAAGGGAUGCAGAUGUAGUAGCCUAGCUUGACUUGAAGUAGCAGAGGAAUUUUAGUAUUUUCUAUUGGACAACAUAAUAGAAGGCUUCCCUGAUGGCUCAGUGGGUAAAGAAUCUGCCUGCAGGAGACACAGGAGAUGCAGGUUCAGUCCUGGGUCAGGAAGAUCCCCUAGAGAAGGAAAUGGCAGCCCACUCCAGUAUUCUUGCCUGAAAAAUCCCAUGGACAGAGGAGCCUGGUGGGCUCAAAGGGUCGCAAAGAGUCGGACACACCUGAGCAUAAGCACUCACGUAUGCACAACAUAAUGGGAUUGUUUUCUUCAUUGAAGCUGGUUUAGAAGGAAGCUGGAAUACUGUGUAUCAGAAAUAUAAGUGCGUUUUGACUUGGUUCUGCUGAAUCUCAUUCUGCAUUACUGCAGAGCCUCUUGACCCAGGUUGACUUACUAACAUUGACUUUAACUGUUGUGGUGGAUUAACUGCGGUUGCAAAUUCCUUGUCACUCUCUCCAUCAAGGUUUAUCUCCCCUUUCCUUGAAUCUCAGUUGGCACUGUGACUAUUUGGCCAAUAGGAUGCAAUGGAAAUGAGCCUGUACCACUUCCAAAGUCAGUCUUAAGGAGGACUGGCAGCUUAUGCUUCCUCGCUCUUGGGCUGUAUCUUCUCAGAACGCAGCUGCCGUGUGUGAGAAGUCCAGGCCACAUGGAGAAGCCACAUGUUGGUGCACCAUCUGACAGUCCCAGCUGAGUUCCUGGCUGACACCUGGCAUCAGCUGCUAGUCAUGUGUGUGAAUCUUGACUUUUUCAGCUCAGUUACACCUCCAAUGGAUUGCAGCCCUAGCUGAUAUCUAAUGGAGCAGAAGAACCACUCAGCUGAACCCAGUAAUCCUGUGGGCUAGUGAGAUGUAAUACAGUGGUUGUUAGUUUAACAACAAAUGUAAUGUGUUUCAGGGCAAUUUGUUUCAUAGCAAUAUGUAACUGAAAUCUUGAGAUCUUCCCAAGAUCUCAGAACAGAGACUAUGGAAGAGCUCUUCUAUUUAAACUAUAAACAGAUCAUAUGUAAAUAACAUAUGCUUAAUUCUUGCAACUUCUCAAGAUCACUAGGCAGAAUUUUAGAAGGCUCUUGUUCUGGAAACUCGGCACCUUUAAGUUCAUUUAGCAACUACAUUAAAGUAAAAUUAAAAUGCCUAUUUCAUUGUUACACUUUCUGGUUCUCUUAUUUUUCCUAUUGAAGUAAUAGGUAAACAAUAUGUAAUCAGAUGCCUUCUUUUGAUUAAAAACAAGAAACAGUAUUAUUUGGUAGAAAUAGCAUGAGUCACAAUUUUGUUCAAAAUCGGUGCUAUUGGUGCUAUUGUUUAAAAGCUAUGUGUUCAUAGCUGAAUUAUAUAAGCUGCCUGGGUCCUUUUUUUUUUUUUUUAACAAAAAAGAUAAUAUGUUCUGUAUAGAAUUUAGUGAAGAUCGGAAAUCGUGUAUGGCAAGAACCUAGCAGAGUGCCUGGAAUCACAGUGGAGCUCUACAAAGGUAGCUUCUGUUGUUAUAGAAGAGGUGGUUAUGUGGUUUUAAAAAGGUAAUAAUAAUUUGUUUCUUGUUAAUUGUUUGUUUAAGGGGACAUGGAAAUAUGGGUGUUCCUGAGCUUUAUUGAAGAUGGAGGCUAAAGGGUUAAAGUGACAUAUGCUUGCAAUUCUUCUUAAAAACAUGUAUGUUCUAGUCAAAGAAAUUCUGACCCUCAAUCCCAUUCAUUUCACCCUGUAUUCACUUCUUUAUUGCUAGUAAGACUUGCUAAAGGGAUAAAGGCAACUUCUGACUCCUCGUCUCAAGUAUAGACCUAAUGGAGAAUUCCUUUUAUUCUUUACCUCCUGUCCUACUCCCGUUCUCAAUUACAUUUACCUUCCAACUGCGUGGGAAGCAACGCCAUGGGAGGCUGGCUUUCUGCAAACUGAUCUUAGCUCCAAGAAGCCACUUGCCUCUCCAGGGAGGACACAUAUAUAUCCCACAGUGUGAUUUGUGUAGUCUGUCUCUUAAGUUCCUAUCCUUUACAUAAUCCAUUCUUUUCCUUUGUAAGUGCUGGUCAUCUUUAAUAUGAUGGCUAGAGCAAUGCCCACUAAUUACUUUGUCUGCUGAAUAUGUUUGUUCUUAAUGAUUUAAGGCAAGGCAAAUAGUUGGUAUUGGCGCAACUGAAGGAGCACUUAUCUUAAUUACAGGUUACUCUUCUCAGUCCCUUCGCUUCCCUACCUGAUCUGGGCUCUGAACUCUGUGUUAGUCUUUGAAAUCCAGGUGACCUUGGCUAUGGGUGAAAUGCCAGUGUAUGAGUAUGAUACUUGCGUGAAAUACUGGUUUGGUGCAGAAUCAUGAAAUUAAGUACCACAAAUUUAACCUGGGUGAUAUCUAAAGGAAUUAUAAAUGAUCCUAAUUUAGCAUAAGUAUUUACUUGCCUAACUGAUUUUGAGCAUUCCAUGAAUAAUGAUCAUUAAAAUCUUAAUUCCUCUCAGUCUGAAUUCUGUAAAUGCCUCCCUAUAGAUUUUCGAUGAUGUGAAAUUGCAUGUCCGUUGCUUGAAUCUUUACGAAAAAUCUUUCUGCUUUCAAAUCAAAUAGUUAAAAGUUAGAAAGUGGGCAUAGGAAUUAUUUUAAAGUACGAGUUACUGCUAUAUAAAUGCAGGUUAUGUAAAGGUGAACUUAAGGAUAAUUCAUUUUGCCCAGAAGCUUGUCAGAGCCAUAAUUACAAUUAUGCAAAUUGGUUCAGGCUUUUGUUGUUGUUGUUAGUUAUAGUACUGCAAACACAUUUUAAGAUAUCAGUACCCUUUAAAUCACUUAUAAUUAUGGGCUAAUUUCAUUUUGAAAGAAUGAUAAUAUUAUCUCAUGCCCACUUAGAAGCUUAAAAAUAUUUCAAAGCAGUGGAGAUUGUGUUUUACAAAUAUAACGUGCUUAAAAAGCAGAUUCUCUCCGGACUUCAACUUUAAAUUUUAUUGCUUCUGGGACUCACAUGAUGCUUAUGUAGUAUGGAUUUAGAGACAGCUUUUAAGACUCCUAUUGACAUAGGUGAACAAAAUGGUUCCUUGGAAACCAUUCAGGUGUCCAGUCACAGUAAAGCAUGGAUUAAAGAUUCAGAUGCAGACAUGCAGUGAACAGGAGGGUCUGGGCUGCCUGUUCUCUGUAUUAAGGACAGUGCAUUUCUUCCAGCCUUUUAACCACUGCUGUUUUAAAAGGAAAAAGAAAAGAGUCGGCAGUGAAACUAUCUUUAAGGUAAAGCUCCUGAAACUUAACCCUAAAGGCGUGCUCUUACAGAAAAGUCUUCUUAAUCCUUGCAGUGCAGUUAUAGCUGAGGACAUGUGGUAUACAUUACAGCGCUCAGGGAAUUCAGCCUCUGCAGUGUGGAGUCACAAUGAAGGCUAAUUUCAAGGCGAAGCGGGAGCCUCCUCUCUAGCUGUUACUUACUGGUGUUCCUUGUUGGCUGGACGUCAGUCCGGGACUGCUGUGAGUGGGACAGAAGGAUGGAAAUUUAAAGGGGACCAGUGUAUGUACAUAAAGACCUCUCUCCCCUCCCUGAGCACCCCCUUCUCCAAUGUAUAUUCCACACUUCACACUUGGGCAUCACCAAGUCUUACCCAAUCAUUGUGACAAGGGCUGAAGGCAGAGCUGUCCAUGGUUAGGAGGAAAAAAAAAACAAUGUUCUUGCUGUUGGUUGAAACACCAGGCAAUAACAGUCCUCUCGGUGAACAAAACUUAUUAGAGGGCUGGGGACGGAAUGCUAUCUCUCUGCAGCAGGCAGGAAGAAAUUGCUGUUGAAAAGCUUACCUCUCUAGGGAGGAAUCAGAUAUCAGACUUUGCCAAGCCUCAGGUCCAACCCAUAAGGUCCCACCUACAUCCAACCCCCCGCCUCAUCCUAGCUUUGUUAGAUUGCUAGCAUUGAUCGCUGGCUUUUUCUGACCCAACAGUGGGUGCAGAAGAGAGCACCAGGGAGACUUUAGAGCAUAGGAGGUGGGGAUGGAAGAUUAGGGCAGCUUUGGUAGGGAGGAAAAAAAAGAGAGAGAGAAGGAGGCUAGCCGGGUGAGGGCCAUGGGGACUCAGCUUAACUGCUGUCUGCCUGCUUCUCUUUGAUUUGAUGGCCUUUAUUCCUUCUAAUUGGAUAAAAUAGGAAGUCACUGGCAGUCCCGCCUUGCUGGGUUAUCCUGAUUCUACUCAGACCAGCCAGCAGCCCCAGAGUGCGGAUAGAGGGGUGGGGGUUGGGAGAGGAGGGAGGUAAAAAAGAAAGAGAGAGGGGAGAGAGAGAGUCUCUGGAUGAGGAGGAGGACGGCAAGGGGAAGAGACUGUGGAGAAGGCAGGAGCCGCAGAGGAAGAAAGUGAAUGAGCGCUCAGGAAGGACAAAGAGGAGUGGCUGGUGGGGUGGGGGAGAAGGCAGGGCGGCGAGCGCGGUGACCGCCCCUCCCGGCCGCGCUCUCGCCUCCAGCUCGCUCUGCGAUGAGACGGUUCGCUGUGAUGCUCGGAGGGCAGGCACCUGCUGCUCUGUGAUGAUUCAGCCCCUUUCAGCCGCCGCGCUCACACCACAGGAUGCUGUUGCUACUGUCUCUGCUGCCGCUCCUGCCGCCGCCGCUGCUGCCGCCGCCGCCGCCGCCGCUGGUCCUGCUCCUGCUUUUACUUCUUCUGCAUGACAGUUGCUUUCUCCAUCUGAGCAGACCCCAGUUUCAGCUGCUCGAGGUGAGAAACAUGCCUUUCAGUUUGGGCUACUGGUUUACUUAACCGACCGCCUCCACAUCAGCUCCUGGGUUUCUCCGCUGGCCUCCCGUCUUCCUGACCCAGCCAGGAUGGUUUGGAGAAGCAUAUAAAAGAACUGCAAAAGUGGCCCAGAAACAGCAGUCAAGAAUUACAAUAUACUUUUAUUUGGUUGUUGCUAGAGGUUUUUUUUGUUUUUUUGUUUUUGGCCUCCCCUGCCUUCCUCCUGAACUCCUCUUGCUUUUGAUAAUGGCCUUGGACUUGGACGACUUAUCGAUUUCUCCCUGUAAGAUGCUGUAUCAUUUGGUUGGGGGGGGCUCUGCAUGGUAAUGGACAGUGUGAGAGGCCAGGCCUCCUGGAGGUGAGCCGAUGGAGAUUUAUUCCCCAGACAUGUCCGAGGGAGCUGCUGAGAGGUCCUCCAGCCCUUCCACUCAGCUGAGUGCAGACCCAUCUCUGGACGGGCUUCCGGCAGCCGAAGACAUGCCGGAGACCCAGACUGAAGAUGGGAGGUCCCCAGGGCUCGUGGGCCUGACUCUUCCCUGCUGCGUCUGCCUGGAAACCGAGCGCCUGAGAGGUUGCCUCAACUCAGAGAAAAUCUGCAUCGUCCCCAUCCUGGCUUGCCUGGUCAGCCUCUGCCUCUGCAUCGCUGGCCUCAAGUGGGUGUUUGUGGACAAGAUUUUUGAGUAUGACUCUCCCACUCACCUUGACCCUGGGGGAUUAGGCCAGGAUCCUAUUAUUUCUCUGGAUCCAACUGCAGCUUCAGCUGCUGUGUGGGUAUCAGCCAAGGCGUACACUUCACCUGUCUCCAGGGCUCAGUCUGAAACUGAGGUUCGAGUUACAGUGCAAGUUGACAAUGCCCUUGGGUCCUCCGAGCCUUCGGCGGUCCCCACCCCCAAGAACCGUAUCUUCGCUUUUUCUUUCCGGCCGUCCACUGCUCCAUCCCUCCCUUCACCCACUCGGAGCCCUGACGUGAGAACACCCAAGGCAGCCACUCAGCCACCAUCAACAGAAACUAAUCUCCAAACUGCUCCUAAACUUUCCACAUCCACAUCUACAGCUGGGACAAGCCAUCUUGUCAAGUGUGCAGAGAAGGAGAAAACUUUCUGUGUGAAUGGAGGCGAGUGCUUCAUGGUGAAAGACCUUUCAAAUCCCUCAAGAUACUUGUGCAAGUGCCCAAAUGAGUUUACUGGUGAUCGCUGCCAAAACUACGUAAUGGCCAGCUUCUACAAGCAUCUUGGGAUUGAAUUUAUGGAAGCGGAGGAGCUCUACCAGAAGAGAGUGCUCACCAUUACCGGCAUUUGCAUCGCGCUGCUCGUGGUUGGCAUCAUGUGUGUGGUGGCCUACUGCAAAACCAAGAAACAACGGAAAAAGCUUCAUGACCGGCUUCGGCAGAGCCUUCGGUCUGAAAGAAACACCAUGAUGAAUGUAGCCAACGGGCCCCACCACCCCAAUCCACCCCCCGAGAACGUGCAGCUGGUGAAUCAAUACGUAUCUAAAAAUGUCAUCUCUAGCGAGCAUAUUGUUGAGAGAGAGGCGGAGACGUCUUUUUCCACCAGUCACUACACUUCGACAGCUCAUCAUUCCACUACUGUCACUCAGACUCCCAGUCACAGCUGGAGCAAUGGACACACUGAAAGCAUCAUUUCAGAAAGCCACUCUGUCAUCGUGAUGUCAUCCGUAGAAAACAGUAGGCACAGCAGCCCCACUGGGGGCCCGAGAGGACGUCUCAAUGGCUUGGGAGGCCCUCGUGAAUGUAACAGCUUCCUCAGGCAUGCCAGAGAAACCCCUGACUCCUACCGAGACUCUCCUCAUAGUGAAAGGUAUGUAUCAGCAAUGACCACCCCGGCUCGUAUGUCACCUGUAGAUUUCCACACGCCAAGCUCCCCCAAGUCACCCCCUUCGGAAAUGUCCCCGCCCGUGUCCAGCACGACGGUCUCCAUGCCCUCCAUGGCAGUCAGUCCCUUCGUGGAAGAGGAGAGACCCCUGCUUCUUGUGACGCCACCACGGCUGCGGGAGAAGUAUGACCACCACGCACAGCAAUUCAACUCGUUCCACUGCAACCCCGCGCAUGAGAGCAACAGCCUGCCCCCCAGCCCCUUGAGGAUAGUGGAGGAUGAGGAAUAUGAAACGACCCAGGAGUACGAACCAGCUCAAGAGCCGGUUAAGAAACUCACCAACAGCAGCCGGCGGGCCAAAAGAACCAAGCCCAAUGGUCACAUUGCCCACAGGUUGGAAAUGGACAACAACACAGGCGUUGACAGCAGUAACUCAGAGAGCGAAACAGAGGAUGAAAGAGUAGGAGAAGAUACGCCUUUCCUGGCCAUACAGAACCCCCUGGCAGCCAGUCUCGAGGCGGCCCCUGCCUUCCGCCUGGUCGACAGCAGGACUAACCCAACAGGCCGCUUCUCUCCGCAGGAAGAAUUGCAGGCCAGGCUCUCCGGUGUAAUCGCUAACCAAGACCCUAUCGCUGUCUAAAACCGAAAUACACCCAUAGAUUCACCUGUAAAACUUUAUUUUAUAUAAUAAAGUAUUCCACCUUAAAUUAAACAAUUUAUUUUAUUUUAGCAGUUCUGCAAAUAGAAAACAGGAAAAAAAAAACUUUUAUAAAUUAAAUAUAUGUAUGUACAAAUGUGUUAUGUGCCAUAUGUAGCAAUUUUUUUACAGUAUUUCCAAACGAGAAAGAUAUCAAUGGUGCCUUUAUGUUAUGUUAUGUCCAGAGCAAGUUUUGUAUCAUUCCGUGACUGCUUUUUCACAGUAUUUCAGCAACCCUCCACCCCAUAAUAUUCUGUUUUUUGCUGGCUUCUCGUGCAUUGCAUUAUGAUGUUGACUGGAUGUAUGAUUUACAAGAUUUGCACCUGUCUCUCUGUUUGCUUCGAGUAGUACUCAAUCAGGAUGUCUUGUAAUGGCGCAUCCAUCCAAUACUCCCCCUCUGUAUGAGAUUUUUCUUUUGCUUUCCGUAUGUGAAAUGAGUUGUGUCUACUCUGCCAGCCAAAGGUUUGCUUCACUGGGCUCUGAGAUAAUAGUAGAUCCAGCAGCAUGCUACUAUUAAUUACAGCAGGAAACUGCAUUAAGUCAUGUUACAUAUUAGGAAGAAAGUAAUAUUGUGAUUUUUUUCAAAAACUAUAUUAUUCAUCAGAAGACAGCUCGCUCUGACUUAAAAGAAGCUACCAUUUACUUUAUGCAGAUUGAUUUUUCUCAACAAAAGAAAAAAAACAAGUUUUGGGGCUAGCACGCAAAGUGGAUGCUGGCUAGCGAUCAGGGUGAGGUCCAGCCCUAAGCUGAGGACUCGCUUUUACUUUCUGUCUCUGGGGGAAUGAUACAGUGGCUCAUCUAAUUGAAGAGCAAACCAUGGCUGGAAAAGGUGCAAUCAUUCUUGACUUGUGUUUUUUCACUGAUUUGGGAGCUAGUGAUUGGUUGUGUCUUCUCGGCUCAAGGACAGACAUGUUAUGGCACAAAAACCCCCAGCUUCAACAGCACACUCAGCAAUUUGUCUGGAAUACUUCUGGAAUGAAGUGUGCCUGUUGUAUAUGGCGGUGACAUCAUUAUAGAGGACUAGUUCUGCCGUAGAUUGUCUAGAGGAGGAAACAUGUGGAAGACACAGGGGAAGAGUGGCCAUGUGACCCGGUGUGUCAUUUUUUAAGUUUUUUUUGCCCAUUCCUUUGUCCGCAUUAUUCUUUUCUUGUUUUUCAAUCUCACCUUGAUUAGAUCGUACUAUGCAUGAACAUUUUUGUCAGGAAUGGCCUGUGUGCAUGUAAUUUGUGAUUAGGAAGAACCUCCCAUGAACGAGGAUGAAUCAAGAAACAGCAGUAGUCUCUGAAAGAUUGCACCUUUCCUUGCAGAAAUGACCCCCACGUGUGCUAACCUCUCCGUUGGCAGCUGUAUCAUCCAUUUUCCCCCUUUCUUACUUUUUGCUUUACUGUCAACAAAAAUAGGAUUAAGAUGGGUCCACCUUUGGCACGUUCUCUUGUGGUAAGCAAUCCAAGGAAGGUCUAUAGGUAGAAAUACUUGAAAUAACUGCUAAUCCAGGAAAAGAAGAGAAUUUUAUAAAAUAUUGUAGUCCCAUGUCUGUCACAUUGGGCUGGAGGUUUACUUCGGUUCCAAGCGGCCUCCUAGGAGCCAUGGGACAAAAUGGGGAAAUAGGUUAGCAGGGGGUUCAAAAUACCAGCCAUGAAUUUAAGGAGAGUGACUCUGUUGAUUGCAAGUAAAUGGAGUCUAUUUCCUCACCACAUCUCUAUGUUAAAAUCCAAAGGAAGAAGGGACAUGCAAAGAGAUCUUAGAAGAAAAGUGCAGGCUGAGCAUGAAUCAUGUCAUUGAGCUCCUAAGUGUUUCUACAGUUCACAGAGAGCAUCUAUGGGCCCUUGGCAUUUCGUAUCCCAAGCGUCCUUCAUGCUUCCAUGCCACUUUCUCUGUGCUCAGAAGUGUCCUCGUGUGCUUGUUCACCUUUCCAAAGGAGCCCUUGACAACUCCCCAAGUUGCACUGAUUUCCCAAUUCUGUAAAAUCAGUAAGCUCACAGAGAGGAAAGAAUAGAGUCAACCCCAAGAAGUUCUCCAAAUUAUUCUCAAUUGCCUUUGAAGACCUGGACUCCUUCUUAGACUAUUUCAAUUAAAAAAAAAAAAUCCUACCAUAAUUAAAGCUCUAGAAUUUUAGUUUCAAAUUCUUCAGGCAUGGGAGUCUUGUUCUGGAGAAUUUCAGGAAUAAAUAAAAUCUUUGAUCGAGGGCAAGAAACAACAUGUUCCUCAGUAUUAAAAAUCUCUGUCAAUUUUCAGAUUGCAAAAAUAGAUGACAAUUGAGGACAAGAGGAAGUUUUCUUGCCAACUUGGUUCUGGUCACUCAUCAAGGUGACAUAUAUCAGUUAGGACAGGCUUUCUGUCCAUAGAAUGAUAGAUUUCCUUCAUAGGAAAGGCCAGCAGGCUACUCGGGGCUCCCUGCUGUGGCCACCAGAUUUGUGUCCACAGGGGCAUCUCUGGGAUGUUCAAAUGCCACCAUCCCUGUUUAUAAACUCAGAAGUGCAGUGGCGAUGCAAAGAAAGCAUGUGAACCAACAUUCCCAGCCUCAGGGAAGCCUCUCUGGGUCUUCAGAUGGUGGAAAUUGCUGAGACGUUUGACAGUGACUUUGUUUCCUGGGUCUGAGAUCAUGUCCCAUUGAGGAAGAUGCAGGGGAGCGUAGAAUAUGAAAAAUGCCUUUUUCUUACUCCGGGUUCCUUUUACAUCCUGCUCUCCCUCCUUGCCUGGUAGGACUUUUAUUUCUGAGAGUGUCUGGACAGUCUCCUGCUUUCUACAAAAUGGCACUCUGCCUGGGAAUUUGUGAAUGUGUCCCAAAGACCAAUAUGCCAUAUUUUCCUUAAGUGUGACUGUCAUGAUAGAGUUUAUCCAGGGUCAUUUGCUCUGUAACUUUUUUUUUUUUUUUUUUAGCCUGGGUUGAAAGGUAUAUGGCCCACAUUGGUAAAAAUAUAAAAUACCUAGUUUUUUUAGUCCUGGCUGCGUCCCACCAGCCACAAAGAUGUCUAUCCACAAAGGCCCAUGAAACAUUGCAGAGAAAUGCAGACAAAAGGAAAUGGCCACAUAUCACAAGUUCUAUUAUAUAUUCUUUUGUAAAUACACAUUGUACAUUACUUGGAUGUGUUCCUAAAUCAUUUACUGUCUUUAUGAGUUCAUGUCAGUUUCUUUUUUUUUAACUCUCUUAACUUACUGUGUAACAUUGUAAAUAACAUAAUGUCCUUUAUUAUUUAUAUUUAAACAUCUAACAUAGAGUUGUUUUCAUAUAAGUUUAAGAUAAAUGUCAAAAAUAUAUGUUUUUUGGUUUUUCUUUGCUUUAAAGUUAUGUAUCUUUUCCUUUUGCUUUUUUUUUUUAAGAAUAAUUUAUUGUUCAGGAGAAAGAAUGUAUAUGUAACUGAAUCUAUUUGAAGAAUGCACAUUUGAAGGCCGUGAGGUACUGAUAAACUAAAGAAUUUAUUAUCCAAAAUACUAAGCAAUAAGUAAUUGUGAUUUAUUUAAAGUUUUGUCCAUUUUCCAUGAAAGACAUACUGCAAUAAAGAUGCUACUCUGCGGAGAUCUGGGAGUGUGGGUCAGCAGACGAAGGGCCCAGUCUGUUGGACCAGCACCUUGCCUUUUGCUGAUGGCCGUGCUAAUUCAGGACCUGUUUGAUGGAUCCCGUGUUCAUCUUGUCUGUCCAUUGCUUUUGCCACCCUGCCUGUCCGCACAUCAUCUCCUGCCUGUCGGUUCUGCUUACCACUGUGUUCCUUGUUGAAGGAACCACAACCAAGCAAUAUGACUUUUUUACGUGAGAGCGUAGACAGGACAUCAUAGGGCCUGAUUGCCUGGAUCCCGAUUGUCACCAUGUUCUGUAGAGACAGCAUGUAAUUUCUUCCAACUCAUGGAAAUGUCAGUAUGGAAACCCAUUCAGUCGUGAGACGGAAACAUGUUACCGUGGUCCAAAGGAUCCAGUGGCCACCACGGCUCAAAGGCAGCCAGUCAGAACUGGGCCCUGCUAAGCUCUCCUAGAGCUUAAGUAAGUGUGCUUUCUCCAUCUGGUCUAUGAUUGAGCGAUUCGCAGUUCUAAGAGGAAAUAAGGCUAAAUUGGGUUCUUUCCUCCUCAUUCUAUCAGUAAAUCAAGCUCAGUGUCCAUCUUACUGCUCAGGGAAGGACCUAGGCAUGAGAAAUGUCCUGCAUUCUAAGACUCAGUCAUAGGAGUGAGGAUAUUCCUUCUCUUCUUGAAAUUAGCCUCAACAAAAGCCAUAUUUUAGCAAAUAGAUAUUUGCAUGAGUGAUACUUUUUGUAUAUUUCAAGCAUCUUACUCAUUAUUCCAAAUAGGGUUGGGACUUCCAAAGUGUAUGCAGUUGAGGUCAGCAGUUCUUUGGGGUGACCAUCGGCCUCCUUUGGAGUCUGAGGGUACCCUGAGUCUUCUCACCUCCGUAUCUGUGUGCAAUUCCUAUUACCUAGUGAAAGAUCCACUAGCAUCAUUUCCAAAGCCAUCUGGAUGUCUAGGAGAUUCAAGGAGGGGCCUUUGUGCUAGUUUUUUUCUAUUGGUAUUACUAAAGUUUUUAAGCUAUUCAGAAUCCUCAUAUUUGUGUUAACAUUGAUACGCACACAAAUACACACACACACACAAGCACUUACAAAUUCUUAACACACUCUCCUAAAGUCAUGACAUUCACUCACGUGUCCAAUCCACGCAUGCAGCCAUUGAGCAAAUCAAGGAGUGCACAGAAUACUUAAAAAUUAAAGGUGAAGACACUUCCCUUUGUAUUCAGCUUACAACUAAGGCUUGGUCCAUCCCCAGAAUUGAAAAUUACAGGCAGCUGUCUUAGACAUUUGGGUUAUAACUGAGUCCUUGCAUGCUCAGUCACUUCAGUCAUGUCUGACCCUUUGGGACACUUUGCACUGUAGCCUUCUAGGCUCCUCUGUCCAUGGGAUUCUUCAGGCAAGAAUACAGGAGUGGGUUGCCAUGCCCUCCUUAAGAUACAUUGAUAUUGGAGACAGAAGCAUGGGUGAUGGAGGGUGGUGUGGAGACAGCAAAGAUUCACUCACGUCCACAUUCAAUAUCUGGAUAAUGAUUACAAUCCUCCAUUUAUUUUAACCAUGUAGACACCUGAAUGUCGCACAGGCCAGCUUUGCAAACUAGCAAACAGUCUGUCUUUCCAACCUAAUAUCCUCCCCAUCAUUAGAUUUCUUGGCUCUCCGUCCUUACGAUAAAUGACAAAGAGACUUAAUGUCAGAGAUUUGGGGUGAUGUGAGGCAAUUCUGAAAUCUAGAGGUUUGGGAUGCUGGAUGGAGUGGAAAUUUUUGAUGAUCUCAUGUAGUAUCACUUUGCACUCUGACUUGCUCUUUCUGUAAUGGAUGGAAUAAAAUAAAUUGAUGGAAAUUCUUGCUCCAAAAGAUUAAUUUAGAAACAGAAAAGCUUUCCGUUUAUGAGAGAACCUUUCUGCUGCUCUAGGAAGCUGCCGUAUUCUUAACCUUUAAGAAAGGUUAACCUUGGAAAGAGUAGUCAGACCCACCUCUGUGUGUACCUGUGGCCCCUAUUAAUCUCCUGACAUAACAGUUGUUGGACUUCUCAGUGAGCUAUUGGUUUUGAACUUCAAGCUCCCAAAUAUCACCCACCAGGGAGACAGGAAAAGGGAUUUUUUUUUUAACCUGGAGAAAAUCUAUCAUGAUCUACCUAAUCCUUUUAAAACACAUCAGGAUAGGGAGACCAGUAAUUCCUAAAGAGGAAUACUGUAGGAAUCCUAAGGAAGAGACAGAAUAUAGAGUAAUAGUUCCAUCCAGGAUCAUUCCUUAACCUUCUUCCUUCAAACUGAACUUUUGGGGAUAGAAUUUGAUGAAAAAAACAACACUUCUUCCCACCCCACAACAUGUCAAAGAGGCUAGAGGAUUAUUACCUUUGUCAACAUAAACAUCUUUAAUAGAUUUAUGUGUUUGUUCUUGUGCAGAGAAACUAUUAAACAAUAACAUUUUAUGCUAUUUUAUGACUUACAACAUCCUUUAUUUCUUUAUUAUUCUCCUAAUACCCUGGGGUGUUGGUAGGUGAAAUCAUCAGGAAAACUGAGGCUCAGAAAUGUUAAAAAAAAAAAAAAAAAAACUGUCCUCAGGAUACUCAUCUAGUGAGUUGCAGAGGUAAUAUGUUUUCCCAGGUUUUCUAAUUGUAUUCCUCCCCUUCCCCUGAGCCGAGCACAAACAACUCUUUCAUUCUCAGCCCUUCAUCAUGUGCACAGUACAAGUUCCAUGCAAAACCAAGUCUCUACUUGAAAGAAUAUGAGCCCCUCUGGCUCAGCACAAGUUACUCUGGAGCCCAAUUUGCUUGGCUGAGUAACUCUAUGCUUCUUUCCCUAAAAGUCACUUCCCAAGGAAAUGAAGUGUGGCCAGGAAGAUGAAUUCACAACUUCAAUAUGUUGGUAGCAUCCUAUGGUGCAACGGGGAAGGCCUUUGCUGUCAAAGUGCUGUCCCCACCACUUAGUGACUUUGUGAAUUUGGACAGUUUCCUCCUCCAAGAUUAUUUCCUGAUCUCUAACACGGGAAUUCAAAUGACUUUACAAAGCUGUAGCGUAGUGAGAAUUACAUUUGAACACUUGGAGGAAGCUAGAAAACGUCAAGCACAUGGUGAGUAUUCAAAUGCUACCUUCCAUUUGCUCCUUCCCCUCCAGGUUAUUUUGGAAACUAAACUUUUCAGUCCCAAAUGACACAGUCUAUAUGGCACAAACUGAUCAAAUUUAUUUUAUCAUUUCUCCAAUCUAGCACCAAUAGCCAAAUCUGUUUUUAAUAACAACUGUAUGUUGAGCAGCAUUAUUUCUUAAAAAGAUAUAAAGUUGUAGCUCCAAUAAGUUCUUUUAUUUAUGUGCCUCUGGUGUAGCCACACUGCUUCCCGUAAAGUCUCUAAUUUUUAAUGACAUUGCAUUAAUGUCUCAUAAUUUCACGGAAAUUUACUGAAACAUAACUCUUGGUAGAGUUUUCAUAAUACUGUCUUCAAGCUUCAUUGCAAACAGCUGAUAAAUACAAAAGGAUCCUAAGUUGAUAUAACACCCACACAUACCCAUUUGCCUUAAUUUGCACCCAGGAUGUUCAAAUGCAACCAUUAAAUUGCAUUCUGGAUGUCCAUUUCCUUAAAAAAAACUGUAACCUAGGCAAAGAUCUGCAGUGACAAAAUUAGAGGAGUCAGCUCCCAGAUGAAGUCGUGUGCAUAUAAGAAGCCACAUUAUUUAUGGAUGGUUCUCACUCACUUCCGUUAUCUCUCCCAAAAUUCUUCACGCUCUAGUCACUCUUUAUGCAUAUACUACAGGAUACUUUUUUUUUUCUCAUUCUGAGUAUGAAGCCAUGAAUAAUUUAUAGACUUGAGCUUUUGGAUUUCACCCUUCAAAUUUGCAUCCUACAUCAAGGAUGGUGGGUGACUUGGUGUCAUUACACCCAUGAUCAGAUCUGUGAUAUAGUUAAUAUAGUUCUACUGUUAAAGGCAAGAAAGUCUAAAAUCAUUGCCCAUAUAUAAUCCUUCUUUUAAAUUAAAAUGUAUUCUAUUGAAAAUAAUCCUGACUCCCUAUGAAAAAAAAUAUAUGAGGAAGUUUUCUUAUAAUUUUAAGGAAAUAAUCUAGAUGUAAGCUUUGUAUCCUGUUCAUUAUUAGCAAUAAUCAAGAAUUAAGCAAACACUUGUUUUCGAUUGCAUGAUUUUCCUCAGGUGAUUCUUUCUUGCCUGACCUUGAGCCCUUCUCUUGAAGUGAGGUGCUUAGAGUGCUUCCCCAGGCUUGGGGGCUUCAAGCCAGGGUCGUUUUCUAGAGCCCCUCCAGCUUCCCACAGUUGAACCCAAAGUGAACUUUUCAUCUUCUUCAGAGAAUGAGUCUUCAUGGGUAUGUACUUUAGCAGCUAAUAAAGUAACAAAACAGGCAAUUUCCCCCCUGGAUCCUAGAUUCUCUGCCAUGAUGGAUCAGGAAGAGAGGAAACGCUAUGAGUGAGAGCCACUUGCUCUGAGUUCCUCAAUUCCCAGUUCCCAGGUUCCUGCUGAUGAUAAGAUGACUCUGCCCUUGUGUGAGAAGCUUCCUGCAAAGAUCCCAUCCUCCCUUCUGAAAAACCUUUUUUUGUUGUUUUCAAAAUAAACCCCUCACUUAAUAGCUGCUUAGUUCCUAGACCAUCUCUGAUCGCUCUGACUCCAAAUUCUGGAGUCAUAGGGCCAUGCGUCUUCAUAUUUUGAUCAAAAAUUUAGAAAUGAUGGAGUUUAGGAUUUAAAGUCAUUUUAUCAGACUAGGAAACCUUUCUUGAUUUGUUGUAGACACCACAGAAAAUUUUUGGACCGAGUCAGAGGACAUCCCAUUAGCUUGACCAAAAACUCUUUCACGACCUGAAGCAAUGCUGACUCCCCUCCACCUUAGGAGUAUGGAUGGCUCUGUUUGUCUGAGGAGUUAGAUCUCUAGCUAGGAUUGUGAGAGGAAGAACCUGGGGUCCUUCCCAUUAAGCUGUUAACGCAUGAGGCUUAGGGCUCCACUCGGGGUUAAAAUCAUGUCAUUUAGCAAGCAAAGGAGCAACUAAGGGAGCAUAACCCUGCCCCUGGUUAAGGGAGCCCCGUGUCCCCCAUGGAGCAAGCCAGGACCUCAGCAACCUUGUCCUCUUCUCCCUCCUCAUCUAAUCAAUGACAACAGUGACCAUACCACCGAUUCGUCACACACACGUCCUCCUCUCUGCACAAACCCCGCUGCUCUUCUCUGGGUCACUCUCAUCACAGGGCUCUGUUCACCUCUGAACUGAUCUACUUCCUUCCGCUCCCCUAGGGCAUCCUUCGCCUUCUGCCAGAAGCUUCCAAUUGCCAACCCUGUUGAGCCGUUCUCCUUCCACGGCUCCUCUCACAGCUUAACUCAGCCUGACGUGAGAGGCUCUUCCCAGGCUGGCUUCUGUCAAACUCUUCUAGCUCGUCCCCUCCUCUCACCCCUCACCCCAUCUUCUGCUUUUUUGUCUUCCAAAUACAACCCAUCAGUGUUUAUCAAACUCUGAUCAUUGCUAUACCGACUUCACGACGAUUACCAUGUUCAUGGAUCACCCGUAUUAUUUUUCGCUUAUUGUUUUUCUUUCAAUUGAUUGCAUUUUUAACAAAAAUAAAAUCAUUUGCAAUAAAACAUUGUAUCAAUGCUGUGAAUGGAAAACUGUGAUCAGUUGCCAUAAUGAAAAUAGAACUGUAAAAAUAAAUAUAAUAAAAAGGAAACAAAGUCAUCAAGCUCUGAGAAGACACUGUUGCCUGCUAAAGUAUGCUAGCUGAAAGCCUGUUCUCUUUGUGACAGCAGGGGAGAGUGGCAGGUGUUAGAUAAAUGGGAAAUAGAUUCAGGAACUCGACAAGAUUUAUUCCCUGAAUUAACCACAAUUGAGAGGCAGUUGACAGUGAGUUACUUCUACUGUUUUAUUCAAUAUUAUUUAAUGCUAGAUCCUAAAAUCACUUUGGAUGCAGCCUUCAAUCACUCACAUAUCUUACAAAACCAUACGGUGUUGUUUCUCAUAUAUCCUUGCCUUCAUGGGCACGUGUGGUUUUAUAGAAACUCCCAUCUCCUUUUUUCUACCCUUUGAUAAAAAUUUUAGUGUGAUGCACUUUAUUUCCUAUCCAAAUUUAUUGAGGUUUGAGUCAAUUUUGCAUUAUUGUAUUUUUAAAUUUGUAUUUGGCUGCACCACGUGACUUGUGGGAUCUUAGUUCCCCAACCAGAGAUCAAACUCAGGCCCAUGACAGUGAAAGCUGACAAACGCUUCUUACUCCUUCUCUGGGGAGAUAGAGGGUCCUUGUCUGGGAAUCCAUCCAUAACAAUUUCCCCCUUUUCCCAGAUUGCUCCUCUUUUAUUGACUCAAUGCAAGCCAUGCAUUCUUCUGUACAAAAAUUUUCACCUAGUCACAACUUCCAGUGAACCAAAUUCCCCCCUCAGUAGACCAUGUCCUCUUUCAAAGCAGAGAGGCUGUUUUACAUGUAUACCUAACACAGUGCCUGGAACAGUAGAUGCUGGCUGUCUAGAGAUAGAUCAUCGGCAACCAGAGACUUGGAUAUUUACAUGGGUUGGCAAGCUUGUGAAGAAUUCAAGCCAGGGGUUCCUAACCUUUUUGACAGCAGGGACCGUUUCGUGGAAGACAAUUUUUCCAUGGACUGGGUUGGGAGGAUGGUUUGGGGAAGAUUCAAGUGCAUUACAUUUAUUGGACACUUGAUUUCUAUUAUUAUUGCAUGGUGAUAUAUAAUGAAAUAAUUAUACAACUCACCAUAAUACAAAAUCAGUGGGAGCCCUGAGCUUGUUUUCCUGCAACU
Bubalus bubalis (water buffalo) is the source of this 19645-nucleotide messenger RNA. It is a transcript of the gene NRG1, whose product is annotated as neuregulin 1. The transcript has 9 exons. Gene Ontology annotation, molecular function: chemorepellent activity; protein tyrosine kinase activator activity. Gene Ontology annotation, biological process: cell differentiation; nervous system development; animal organ development. The coding region runs from base 7270 to 9375 and encodes 701 amino acids. The record is from RefSeq and is a predicted model, not a curated record. NCBI's taxonomy places the organism in Eukaryota, Metazoa, Chordata, Mammalia, Artiodactyla, Bovidae.